AGAUGCCGGCCAGACCUAAUACUGCCAUAGUCAACCUCAAUGAGACCAUCAAACCAGGACAGAGGCGGAAAUCUAACAAGAAGGAGAUAAAUACAGAGAAGGUCCCGGUUUAUGAGCCGGGGAUCCCAGAGCCAACAAAUAGAGCCGAGCUCAUGAAAUAUUGGAUAAACUUGUCUUUGGAUGAUAAGACUGCUAACAAGAUGUUGUGGAUUUCGGAGAGCGGCUUGAAGGUGUGUCGUAGAACUGAGGAGAUUUGUCCCGUCCUGGAUAGACCCGAGAGAUACGAGUACUCUCCACAGGUGCUGUGCAAAGAGGGCUUGUGGAACGUUAGGGCUUACUGGGAGGUGGAGUUCUCUGGGUGGGUGGUAAUCGGAGCCACCUAUGAAGGAGCUGGAAGGAGAGCGAAUUCUGGGCCAAGCGGCCUGGGAGAAAACGAGGAGUCCUGGGGUCUGUGUUGGUUAGGAUCAUGUUAUCAGAUCUGGUUCGACGGCGUAAACAAAGACAUAAACAACGUCCCAUUUAGCUCCAUGAUUGGCGUUUACAUUGACCAGCCUGCGGGGAUAAUAAACUUUUACACCGUAACUGGCGAGGGGGGGGAGAAGGAGGUGAAGUUGUUGCAUAAAGUUAAGACGACUAUCGAGAAGAAGAUUUUUCCUGGUUUCUGGAUGGGAAUUCAGUCUUCGUGCACGAUGCUGAGGAAUACAGAUUGAACUAAAACUGAAUGAAUCUGUGUUGAUGAUGUGGCAGAAGGGAUUUUACACCUGCACACCACUUGAGACACUUCUUAUUUCAUCCCGUAAAUAGUGUUUAACCCGUUUGAUACAAAAU
Messenger RNA from Paralichthys olivaceus (Japanese flounder), 828 nucleotides. Its product is annotated as tripartite motif-containing protein 16-like protein. Lineage: Eukaryota; Metazoa; Chordata; Actinopteri; Pleuronectiformes; Paralichthyidae. The record is from RefSeq and is a predicted model, not a curated record. Gene Ontology annotation, molecular function: protein binding.